UACCUCAGCUCCACCAGCUGAGCUACAGGAACGAAUAAGCUCUAACCAGCAGCUACAGCCUACAUAUCUGUCGCAUAUAUACGAGUCGGUGGCUGAUCUAGUUGUUAAGGAUUUAUAUGUGAGAAAACUUUUGCGACUGGAUGUUAAAAGACGCAAUUAAGGUGAAUCCAGCGGUGGCGCACGGUGUUGGGAUGAAGAGCGCACCCUCAGGGGGCGGAGGGGAAAAUAUAAACAUGAAGAGGAUGAUGUUCAUAUAGAAACAAUCACGUGGAGAAACUCCAUGUUGUUUUAAAUGCUCACAAUUUAUAGCCUCUGGCUUGUAGGGAGGGGAGAGUAAAACUUGUAUGCGGAGCGGCAGUCUCUCAUUUUCUGAAGCGAGCGGAUGGGACGGAUUAUGGAGGGACCCUUCAGAUUGACAACUAAUGAAAUCUCCAUCUUACUGCCGCUGUAGCGUUUUCUAUCUAUCAUCAUCACCACAGCAUCAUCAUCAGCAUCAUCAUCGUCAGUGCGAGCGGCGCGCACCUCACUUACUCCACAUCCUCGGGGCCACGAGAGAGCAAGGGCGCAAAGAUGAACAUCCAGGUCGUGCCGGAAAACAACCUGUCCUCUAUGGCCCCGUUGAAACAGUUUAACGUGGAGAAAAAGGAAGUGGAGCUGAUCCUGUUGAAGGAGCAGAACGGGGUCCAGUACACGAACUCCUCUAUCGUGGCAUCUCCGAGUUCCCGCGACUGCACCUCCGCAUCUGCGGAUAAUGAGGAAAGGGAGACGUGGGGCAAGAAACUGGACUUUCUGCUUUCUGUCAUAGGCUUUGCCGUGGACCUGGCAAAUGUGUGGAGGUUCCCCUACCUGUGUUACAAAAACGGUGGAGGUGCCUUUUUGAUCCCAUACAUUCUGUUCCUGUUCAUUGCUGGGAUGCCACUGUUUUACAUGGAACUUGCCCUGGGUCAGUAUAAUAGAGAGGGGGCAGCUACUGUUUGGAAAAUCUGCCCUAUAUUUAAAGGUGUUGGCUACACUGUGAUCAUCAUAGCUUUGUAUGUGGGGUUUUACUACAAUGUCAUCAUAGCUUGGUCACUUUAUUACUUAUAUGCCUCAUUGACGAAUGAGCUACCCUGGCUUAAAUGUGGCAACCCGUGGAACAGCCCUAACUGCACAGAUCCAGAACGCAUUAAUGGCACCUUUUUGGGUAACGGGACAACCUACGCCAAAUACAAGAACACACCUGCCGCUGAGUUCUACGAGCGUGGUGUGCUACACAUCCACGAGAGUCGAGGCAUCCAGGACCUGGGACUUCCUCGCUGGGAACUCACCCUCUGUCUGGCUGUGGUUCUCUUCAUCCUCUACUUCAGCUUGUGGAAGGGAGUCAAAUCAUCUGGAAAGGUGGUGUACAUCACAGCUACUAUGCCAUAUGUAGUAUUGCUGGUGUUGCUGAUUCGAGGCAUCACUCUCCCUGGUGCAGCGAAUGGAAUUAGGGAAUAUCUCAGAAUUGACUUGAAGAUGCUUAAUAACCCACAGGUAUGGAUUGAUGCAGCUACUCAGAUUUUCUACUCUCUAGGAGCUGGGUUUGGAGUCCUCAUCGCCUUCGCUAGCUACAAUAAAUUUGACAAUAACUGCUACAGGGAUGCUCUCCUGACCAGCACUAUAAAUUGCAUUACCAGUUUCUUCUCAGGGUUCGCCAUCUUCUCAGUAUUGGGGUAUAUGGCUUAUCAGCACGGCGUUGAUAUAAAGGAUGUGGCCACUGAAGGAGCUGGUCUGGUAUUUAUUAUUUACCCAGAAGCCAUUUCAACUCUACCUGGAUCUACAUUCUUUGCAAUAGUCUUUUUCAUCAUGCUUCUGACCCUUGGGAUUGACAGCGCUAUGGGUGGCAUGGAGGCAGUCAUCACUGGACUCUCAGAUGACUUCAAAUUUCUCAAGAGGAACAGAAAGUUCUUCACAUUCGCGACAGCGUUUGGGACGUUCCUUGUAGCGCUCUUUUGUGUGACUAAUGGAGGAAUUUAUGUGUUGACCCUAUUGGAUAAGUAUGCAGCAGGGACAUCCAUUUUGUUUGGGGUGCUGAUUGAAGCUAUUGGAGUGUCAUGGUUCUAUGGCGUCGACAGAUUUAGUGAGGAUAUCGAACGCAUGAUGGGCUUUAAACCAGGAAUCUACUGGAGGGUUUGUUGGAAGUUCAUCAGUCCAGUCUUUCUACUGUUGGUGGUGAUCGCCAGCAUCGUUACCUCAAGCGAUUUGAAAUACGAUGAGUACACUUUUCCAUACUGGUCCAAUGUGGUUGGCUGGUCCAUAGCUUUGUCCUCCAUGCUGUUUGUACCCCUUUACGCCAUCUACAAGAUCCUUAGUAUGCCAGGCACUUUAAAGGAGAGGAUAGCAUACUGCAUUACUCCAGAACAUGAACAUCACAUGGUGACCGAGGGCAAUGUCAGACAGUUCAAGCUGAAACAUUGGUUAGCCAUCUGAUGGGAGGGAGGCCGGUGGGAAAUCUUCAAAAAUGCUACUUGAAUGCUGUAGAAGAUAUGGUGUGUGAAAGAGAAAGGUUUCUUAUUGUAUGAAAAGGGUCCUCUAAGAAAAAGGACAGAAUUGAAGUUGGAUUUGGGCUUUUCUCAACAACACACUGUCCAGACUGCUCCAUUUGUGUUCAGUGGUUGACUUGACCUAUAUUGUAGGCCAAAAUUAAUGUUGCACUUGUAUUUUUUUAACCAUACACUACAAGUUAAUCUCACACCUUUGGAAAACCUCAAACUUUUCAAAACACAAUUUUUUUAAUAAUCCAGGUAUUUUCCACUUUUAUGAUUUAUAAAAUUAUGUUAUACCUUAAAUAUUAAAUAUAUCCGUAUAAGUGGACGUGACAUGAUGACCAACGCUAUAUUUCAUAGAGAGAGUUGUUGAAGAUUAGGUAACACACACUAAGAAAUGGAAACGCCCUUGAUAUUCGAGAUCUCUCGCUUGAUACAGCAAGCUUUGAGGGUUUUAAGUCAUUGAUAUGUUUUGAAAUCCAGCUGUGGGUUCUCUACCUUGUUUUCCAAGAAUGGUUUGGUUGUACAGCUGGCUUGCAUCAAGAGUCCACCAGGAUUUAUCUGAAGCACAUCUUUCCUUUUCUGACACACCUUACAAAGCAGACAUACACCACUGUGUCAGUGCCUUAUCUAGUCAUAAACUUCCUGUCAUUUAGCCACUCGUCCUUAAGUAGAGAGUGCAGGGACGCAUAACGUUGAGCAGAGAGCCUCAACUAUCUAAUGCCAAGGGAACUUUAUAGUUUGAAAAUAAACUGAGGCUGAUUCCAAUGAGCUUAAGAGCUCAUCCGCUAUUAUUUCAAUAUUAGGUAAAAGGGAUUUUUUUCUUUCUUUGUUUUGUAAGUCUGCUCAGUGGAUCAACAUUAAGCUUUAGUGAGUUAUGGCCUUGGCUCUGAGAAACAAUUAUUACACUAGCAAAUGUUACUACAGGACAAAUAAGCCACAGUAUCAUUCAAGAGUAAAUAAUAUUACAUGUCAAAAACUUUUAUGCCUCAUUCAUAUUAUUAUCUUAUCUUAUUAAAUCAUUUUAUUACUGAUUUAAAAUCAGUGAAUCAAACACAGAACUCUGUAUAUUAAAACUGGGGAAGUUUAAAUGAAUGUGUAAAGCUUUACCCCAAAUGGGGUUUCUAUUUGACAUAAAAAUUGUUUAUUAAAAGUCUUUACUUUCUAGCGAUAAAGUUAUUUAAUGAAAAUGUCAACAGUUCCGAUUCAACAUUUUGUUUGCAAUACACUGACAACUGCAGUUUAAUAACUGAGCUUUUGUGGUACAGAUCCAUUACAGUGUGGUCUGUUUGUACAAGUUUUAUGAGUUUUGUGUGUCUUCUAGUUCACCUAACAGAUUAUGUCUCAUAAUUUCAAGUACCUGUCAAGAUCAAUGAUCCUUCUGACUUAUGUGCUGACAUGACGCACAGUGGGGUUCUUGUUUGAAGGAAUGUUUCGCUAACAUUUUUAAGUGCCAAAAUUAACCCCUAUUAUGGCAUCUCUGUUAGUUUGCGUUUUAUUUAUUUGUGAAGAAUCCUUUCAAAUAAACGAAACAAAAAAAAAAUGUAUUUAACACAUGGUCACCGGUUGGACGCAAACAACGUACAACAUGUGGAUUAUGAAAUAUAAAGAGAUUCAAAUAUAUUCUUUUGUUAUAUAUCUAAUAUUAUAUGUAUCAAAUCUUUAUAAAAUGUGAAUGUACACCAUUUUAAACAUAAAGUGUCUACUGUUAUAUCAUGCUGUGUGAUGUCGGUAAGUAUUCAGAAAUGUAUUAUUCUGUGUAAUCGGGGGUGACGUAGCCACAUGAAUGUAAACGGAGCAGCUCUGGCAUUUCUGAGCAAUGCUUACAAAAUGUGUAUAAAUACAAAUAUGUACUUUUGAUUGUGAGUAUAUAUAAAGAUAUGCACAUUAUAAUAAUAAAGCCCUUUCCAGUACACAUACAGAUAGAAA
Misgurnus anguillicaudatus (oriental weatherfish) is the source of this 4433-nucleotide messenger RNA. The record is from RefSeq and is a predicted model, not a curated record. Lineage: Eukaryota; Metazoa; Chordata; Actinopteri; Cypriniformes; Cobitidae.